AUGACAGAAUCCAAUCUCAAAUCCAGGAGACGAUCAGACUAUGCCUUUUUUCUAUCGUACCGUACAAGAUGGAGUGAUAACGACCAAUACUCACAUAUUAACAACUCGGUUUACUAUCAUCUCUUUGACUCCAUAGUCAACACGUAUCUCAUUGAGAAGUGUGGCCUGAAUCCAACAGCCUCUCCUCUGAUCGGGCUCGUCAUUUCUUCAUACUGCAACUUCUUCUCCCCACUGUCGUUCCCCCAGGUCCUUGAUCUCGGGUUACGCGUUAACAAGUUGGGCAACAGCUCAGUGUCCUACGAAGUUGGAGUAUUUGAAGAAGGAAAGGAUGCACCGGCAGCUGUUGGAGGAUACACCCAUGUAUUUGUCGGAAGUGUUUCUCGAAAGAGCUCGCCAAUGGCCGAGGAAACGAAGGAUGGUCUGGCAAAGUUAUUGAACCACCGAACCGAUUUGGCGUGCGUCCGUCGUCGUGAAGCGCGAUCCUCAAGAAUCUCCCUCAAAAUGUCGUCCGACCUCCAGUGGCUCCUUCUCCGCAAAAACAGCUCCUUCAUCGUGAAGCGAGUUCCUGAGGGACCAGUCUUCUCCAAGGAGCCCGGAAACCUCCGCAACUUGAACUCCUUCAAGUACUCCGGUCUUGCCAACUCCAAGACCAUUGACGUCAAGGAGCAGGCCGGCAGCAUCAAGAUUGUUACUCGCAAGGUCAAAGCCUCCCCUCACGCUGUUGGAAAGGCCUACGCCACCACUUCCAUUCGCCCCCGAUCAGGAGGACGCCGCGCUCUUGGUGUUGCUUCUGGUAUCGCUAAGCGCGGAUACCGCCCUGACCUCCGCACUGCUGCCCUCGCUCGCGUCUCUGCUCUCAUUGCUGCUCAGCGGGAACCCAAGCCUUCACCGGCGAAGAAGGUCAGGGGAAAGAAGGCUGCUACUUUCCUCGGAUGA
Molecule: messenger RNA, 936 nt
Organism: Psilocybe cubensis
Lineage: Eukaryota; Fungi; Basidiomycota; Agaricomycetes; Agaricales; Agrocybaceae
Exons: 8
Coding region: 1-936 (311 amino acids)
Biological process (GO): translation
Cellular component (GO): cytosolic large ribosomal subunit; ribosome
Molecular function (GO): structural constituent of ribosome
Source: RefSeq, a predicted model, not a curated record